AUGGCUCCUCCCGCCGCGGUUCAAGACGAUUCUCACCAGAGGCUGCUGGACGAGCUCGACAUCGCCCGCAGCCCGAAGCCGUUUCGCAACCCGCACUGGAAGCCAUCCGCACGGCGCAACAAGAACGUCAAGCAGAUCGUCUCUGAGUCCUCGAGAAAGGAAGCCUCUGCAGUCGCCAGCCAGACCAACAGCGGCAGCUCCACGCCCUUCGCGAUAGCCACCGGCUCAGCAGGAACAGGAGCAACAGACGGAGCGCAGACGCCGCUCGUUGCAUCUACGGCCGCUUCUCACGCGCAUCAGGCCAGCUCGAAACAGCCAAACAUCGCCCAGGCUGCGCAGAGCCUCUCGACUCUCGUGCUGGAGAAGAACUUUCGAUCCGUCGUUCCUCCUACAGGCCCAGCUGUGACGUAUACCAACAUCGAGUCGGCUCCCUCCCUGCAUCCCAGCCAUCAGAAACGGUAUUGCGAUAUCACCGGCCUUCCUGCUUCGUACACCGACCCCAAGACGAGACUACGGUACCACGACAGGGAGGUUUUUGGGGUGAUCAGGUCGUUGGGGCCCGGAGUUGCAGAGAACUACCUGGAGGCACGGGGAGCUCAUACUGUUCUCAAGUAG
Molecule: messenger RNA, 615 nt
Organism: Arthroderma uncinatum
Lineage: Eukaryota; Fungi; Ascomycota; Eurotiomycetes; Onygenales; Arthrodermataceae
Exons: 1
Coding region: 1-615 (204 amino acids)
Biological process (GO): chromatin remodeling
Cellular component (GO): Ino80 complex
Source: RefSeq, a predicted model, not a curated record